This is a messenger RNA of Lingula anatina, 1277 nucleotides long. RefSeq lists its product as uncharacterized. Gene Ontology annotation, cellular component: external side of plasma membrane. The record is from RefSeq and is a predicted model, not a curated record. NCBI's taxonomy places the organism in Eukaryota, Metazoa, Brachiopoda, Lingulata, Lingulida, Lingulidae. Gene Ontology annotation, biological process: T cell costimulation; negative regulation of T cell proliferation; immune response.
CCCCCAGGUUGUGUGGUCUGCGUGUAGAACUCCUACAGUAUACAAGAUGUCGUCCGAUUCAGGAAGAUGCGUUCAAAUUUCAGUGGUGGUUUUCGUUCUGCUGAUUGCACUGCGUAACGCUAGUGGUUUAGAGGCCACAUUAGCUGAUUUACCUCCCAAUGGGUUGAUCAUGAAUCCUGACAACGGCAUCCCACCAACAGUGGCCCUUGUGUGCAGUUACACAGUGGAUCCCGGAGAGACGAUGCAGGUCGUGUAUUUCUACAAAGAUGGAACGACUGAUUCAAGCCAAAUAGUGGGAAUAGUGAUAGCUGACGGAAGUUUCCAACUGCAGAACGCCUUUGACGGUAGAACUGAUGUGACGGUUACAGCCUCUGAUCCAUCAUUCACGGUAACAAUUGGCACAGUCACGUUGGCGGAUGAAGGGAGCUAUUACUGCAAAGUAACCACCAUACUUUAUAAUCCCAUGGCAAUAACCCCGGCGCAGACCCUCAAAUUAGUAUAUCGACCGAAUCCACCCCAGAUUACACGAGGACCCCAAGUUGCCACAGAUACCUACCGGGUAUCUUGUUCUUCUGAUGGCGGAAGACCAGCACCCGAGAUAAAAUGGUUUAAAAUGCAGAGUUCUGAUCAGAUGCAGGUGGCAAUUAAUGCAACUACGAACACGGUGACACCCCAGGGAGACACCUUUCUGGUUGAAAGUGCAGUAGAAGUGAUAGCAACCCAAGCAGAUCCAGUGGAAUUAAUUUGCCAGUUACUGCACGACUCACUUAUAAGUCAAACCACGACAAAAAUCACGGUGCCUGAAAGUGCUGCUCCUUCAACGAGAUCCUCAAAAGCUACAGGUAGUUAUAUUUUCCCUUGUGUCACUACGUUAAUUAUAUUAAUCACUCUUGAAUCGAUCAACUGCCAAAUUUUAAAAGAAGAAAGAAAAUAAUGUUAUUACAUUGAUGAAAUUGCAUUUAAAGUGUUAAGAAAAUCGAAUCAAAAUAUGUUAAGCAUUUCAUAAGUGGGACUUCUAUAAGCAUAACACAAUAUAUAUAUUUAUUUAUUGGUGUUGGUACAUUGGUAAUAUAUUUCUAAAUAUAUAUAUAUUUUAAAAUUAAGGAUACGCAUAUAAUUCACAUUAUUGAUUUCUGAAAAUGAAAUUAUACAUACUGGUUGCGUCACGUAACGUUAAUUGUAAAUAGUGGUAGAUGUACAGUGUAGUUGUUGUAGUAGAAAUUUAUUUUGGCAAAUAUCGAAAUUUAACAAAAUCUGAAAGUUGAAGACAAUGUACC